GGAACAGUUGAAUGUAUAAGGGUUCCCCCAUCAUCGUCCACACUUGUAUUCAUCUCUCUUCUUACUCUCCACUCUCAACAUCGCGCCAUGUCCUCAGCAGCCGGAGCCGUCUCUCAGUCUGCGUUCCAAAAGUUCUUGAACCACCCUGCUGGUCCUAAGACUAUCCACUUCUGGGCCCCAGCUGCCAAAUGGGCUUUGGUUAUUGCUGGUGUCGGUGAUUUGAGCCGACCUGCCGAAAACCUGUCCCUUUCUCAGAAUGUUGCUUUGGCUGCCACUGGAGUGAUCUGGUCCAGAUACUCGUUGGUUAUCAUUCCCAAGAACUACAGCUUGUUCACCGUCAAUCUGUUUGUUGCUGCAACUGGAUUGACUCAGCUCUAUCGCAUCUUUGACUAUCGCCGUGGAUUGAAGGCUGAAGAAAAGUCUGUUCCUAAGCAAUAAAGAGACAAUAGGUCGCUUAUUUCAUCUCUUUCGCUUCAUAGGAUCAAUAAAGCAAUUAUUUAGAAGU
Messenger RNA from Lobosporangium transversale, 505 nucleotides. RefSeq names its product mitochondrial pyruvate carrier. Gene Ontology annotation, biological process: pyruvate import into mitochondria. Gene Ontology annotation, molecular function: pyruvate transmembrane transporter activity. The record is from RefSeq and is a predicted model, not a curated record. NCBI's taxonomy places the organism in Eukaryota, Fungi, Mortierellomycota, Mortierellomycetes, Mortierellales, Mortierellaceae. Gene Ontology annotation, cellular component: mitochondrial inner membrane. The transcript is spliced from 5 exons. Bases 88 to 438 code for a protein of 116 amino acids.